Fomitopsis serialis is the source of this 1245-nucleotide messenger RNA. RefSeq lists its product as uncharacterized. Lineage: Eukaryota; Fungi; Basidiomycota; Agaricomycetes; Polyporales; Fomitopsidaceae. The transcript has 5 exons. The annotation marks the transcript as partial. The record is from RefSeq and is a predicted model, not a curated record.
CUCCUCCUCCUCCUCCUCCUCCUUUUAACUUAUCCAGUUCUCUGACACCAGGCUUGGCCUUCAAUAAAUUUGUGGGAUCGUCAAUUGUGCAUACAAGCGCACGAAGUAGUGGUCCUCAAGGCUGCCGACGUUCAGGAAGGGGACCGGUAUCAACCGAUCAUUUAGCCAGGCCGAAGAAUCAAGAGACCUGUACUGAUACAUGUAGAUUAGAUGGCAGUCGGCUUCCAAUCAUUGAACGACGAUAUACUCAUCCUGAUUGUCGCGCUCAUCUCGCACAGAGACACGCAAUGCCUCGCCCUGACUUCUCGCACCGUUAACUCCGUCGCCCGGCGGCGCGUCCUCUCCUCGCUAUGCCUCAAAGCCCCAGAUGACGGACAGCGUAUACAGUACUUGAACAAGCUCACGGUCCUAUGCUCAGAAGACCUUUGGCGUCAUGAGUCUGCCGACAUCUACUCGCCGCUUGCUACUGUCCUGGCGAGGGCACGAAAUCUACGGGUGCUUGUCCUUGCGGUGGGAGGUGGGGAUGUUUUGGGCGACGCAAUCGCGUCGCUGCGUGGCUUGCGCGAGCUCGAGCUGCGCUGCGUCGCCGCGCGGGGUAUGGCACUCUGCGCGAGGCUGGCUUGCAAGCCAAGUACAGUCCAUCUCGAGGCGCUGUCGCUGUACUCAAUGACACAUCCUCGUGCCCAGGUACAGCCUGUAGCUCUCGCUGAGCUCGAAAUCCUGCGGAACGCGUCGGCGAUCACGCUACACAACUUCCGGCUUGAAUGCGACGACGACUCGGACGUACCGCUUCCGCAACCACACACCUAUCAAUGGAAUCACGCUCGUAGUUUGAGCCUAAGGAACAUGGACCCAGUUGCCCUUGCCCCAUUGUGCCCGAACCUCGCAGACCUUCAAGUUGCAUUCUGGGAGGUAGACGACGAUGGCCGCGGGACGGUCUACGGCCACGACCACCAUUACACUCGCACUGCGGAGUUCACAGAUGAUGUCGAUAUCACCUCCCGCGUGCGCAUCCUGGACAUCUACAUCAAAGUGAACUGGAACUGCGAGAAAUCGCAGAUCUACGACACCAUUACCCUCACGGUGCGCAUGACGCUCCCCGUCGUGCUCUCUGUGCAAUGCCACUAUGGUGACACGACGCUGUGGGCGGAGCUCGCAGAGCUGUUCGAGGACCCAGAUGCCCGGCUACGUUACCUCGAUGUCCUCAUGCAUGAUGACAAUUGUGGGCGAAGGAAUGGCUGGUAC